GAGAGCUCACCACAGAGCUGUUCCUUGCAGCCCUGGUCCUCCGCAGAGCAUCACUCCACCUCGCCAGCCAAGGUCCACUUCCCACCUGCAUCCCGGCGCAGCCAUGCUGGGCACGGCGGUGAGGCUCUCGGUUCUGCUCGGCCUCCUUAGCUUUGGCAAAGGCCAGAUGUUUCACAUGGGACCGUGCCCAGAUCCACCGGUCCAAGAAGACUUUGAUAUCAACAAGUAUUUGGGGAAAUGGUAUGAGAUAGAGAAGCUGCCCUCAAGUUUCGAGAAAGGAAGCUGCAUCCAGGCAAAUUACUCGCUGAAGGAGAAUGGGAAGUUCAAGGUGAUCAACAAAGAGCUGCUUUCCAGUGGCAAAGUCAAUGAAGUGGAAGGAGAAAUCAUGCACAUGGAUGUAAAAGAGCCGGCCAAGCUGGGUGUCCGCUUUAACUGGUUCAUGCCUUCUGCCCCCUACUGGGUCAUCUCCACCGACUAUGAAAACUACUCGCUGGUUUACUCCUGCACUAACAUCCUCUGGCUCUUCCACAUUGACUACGCCUGGAUUAUGUCAAGAGCUCCAGAUAUGCACCCAGAAACCGUGGAGCACCUGAAGAGCGUUCUCCAGUCCCACAAGAUUGACACCGAGAAAAUGAUGCCCACGGAUCAAGUUAACUGCCCUCCCGAGAUGUAACUCCCGGCAUGCGGUGACGCAGUGCCAGGCCAGCAAUGAACUUUGUUGCUUUCUUUAUUAUCUAUUAGAAUUUCUCUAUGUAACAGAGAAAUGCAAUAGUCCUUCUGCUAACAGUAGUUUGCCAGCCCUGAGUUAUUCCUUGCUGUCAUUCCCUGUAUCGCUCUCCCC
Molecule: messenger RNA, 841 nt
Organism: Charadrius vociferus (killdeer)
Lineage: Eukaryota; Metazoa; Chordata; Aves; Charadriiformes; Charadriidae
Gene: APOD
Product: apolipoprotein D
Exons: 5
Coding region: 104-673 (189 amino acids)
Biological process (GO): lipid transport; tissue regeneration; brain development
Molecular function (GO): cholesterol binding
Source: RefSeq, a predicted model, not a curated record